CGGAGGUCAUUUUUAUAAAAAGAAUUGUCCCUCGUAAAUUCUCACUUGAAUUGUUAAACGGUUACAAACUAUAUUUUUUUAAAUGUAGCUUAAAAAUAUGGACUCUUCCUGAGAAAUCUUGCCCUCAUUGGCUCAUCUGUUUGACUUCAAUAAUAUUCAAAUAGUUGGAAAUUAAUUUUAACCAGUAGCCAUGAAAACAAGUAGGAACAAGAUUUCUCUGAUCAGCACGAUCCUGUUGGUCUCAAACCAAUUGCAAGUGGUUUCCCCACUGACAUUGCGAAAAUGUCUUACGAGAAGGUUUUCAAUGAAAUUAAGAAGGUGGGUGUGAUUGGAGCUGGACCAGCAGGGCUUGUGGCUGCCAGGGAGCUCAAGAAAGAAGGAUUUGAGGUGGUGGUGUAUGAGCAGAAUGCAGAUGUGGGUGGCAUUUGGUUGUAUAAUCCAAAUGUGGGGAAUGAUCCAGUAGGAUUGGAGUUAACAGAACCCAACCAGGGGACUAUCUAUCAGUCUCUCAGAACAAAUAUAACCAGAGAGGCCAUGGGCUACAUGGAUUACCCUUUGCUUGUCAAGGAGGGGAGGAACCACAGAAGGUUCCCUGCUCACCAUGAAAUUCUUCUGUACCUCAAGGAUUUUGCAAGGGACUUCAAUUUGGUUGAAUUAAUUAGAUUCAAUACAAAGGUUGAAUAUGUUGGGAUGGUUGGUGAAGACAAGGAAUGUGUUAGUACUGGUGAAGAUGGCAGGAAUAUGGAUGGCGAUCCGAUGGAUGAGAGAGUUCCGUGGGUUGUGAGAGCAAGGAAUGCAGGAAUUGUGGAAGAGGAAGUGUUUGAUGCAGUGGUUGUGUGCAAUGGUCACUUUAGAAAGCCCAAAAUUGCUGAAAUUCCAGGUGCACAAAAAUGGCCAGGAAAACAAAUCCAUAGCUUAAACUAUCGAGUUCCCAAACUAUUUGCCAAUCAGGUUGUGGUUAUUAUUGGGAGUUCAGCAAGUGCAUAUGAUAUUUUAUCGGAUUUAAAGACAGUGGCAAAGGAAGUUCAUAUGUCUAUACGAUCGACACACAUGAAACAUGAAAAAGAUGCAAGUAUUCACAUCGACUUGCAUCACCCCAAUGUGCAUCUACAUCCUCUGGUAACCUAUCUAGAUGAAGAUGGAAUUGUGGUCUUUGGAGAUGGUUCCACAAUCAUUGCUGAUUCAAUUAUCCAUUGCACAGGGUAUUCUUAUUCUAUUCCAUUUCUUGAUACGAAUGGAAUGGUGAUAGUGGAGAAUACAGGUGUGAGUCCAUUAUAUGAGCAUAUAUUUCCUCCAUUGUUAGCUCCUUCUCUUUCAUUUGUUGGGAUACCCAAUAAGAUUAUAAGUUUCCCUUUUUUUGAGUUACAAUCCAAGUGGAUAGCAAGCAUAUUAUCAAGGAAAGUGAAGCUUCCGUCAAGAAGGGACAUGAUCAAAACUGUGGAGGAGUCAUAUGAUUAUCACCAGGAGAAAAUUGGUUUAUACAAGCAUCUCAUGCAUGACAUCGGAAAUUUUGAGUAUUGUGACCAGCUUGCAGAUCGAUCUGGAGAAGCCCGUUUUGAGGAAUGGAGGAAAGAAAUUGUAACAGAAACCGUUAAGCUUCUACUCUCCAAUCCAGUAACGUUUCGGGACAUGUGGGACGAAAACUACAUGCUUGAAUUGCUGGAUAAAACCCCUACAGUCAUCAUUGAUUCAUGACAUUGUAGAUGGUUGAAUUUCUUAAAUUUUUAAAAUAACAUGACUAAUUUUAAACGUGUGACAAAAAUUCAGUGGUUUUUUAUUAAAACAGUCCAACGAAAAUUUAAAUAGACUGCCAAGAAAAUAAAAGAAUUAUACUGUGCAUUUUAUGUGAGAAUCUAGUCACUAAAACUUUGUGGAGCAUGGCUGCUUCUUAUUUUU
Molecule: messenger RNA, 1896 nt
Organism: Cryptomeria japonica (Japanese cedar)
Lineage: Eukaryota; Viridiplantae; Streptophyta; Pinopsida; Cupressales; Cupressaceae
Product: flavin-containing monooxygenase FMO GS-OX-like 8
Exons: 7
Coding region: 283-1695 (470 amino acids)
Molecular function (GO): flavin adenine dinucleotide binding; N,N-dimethylaniline monooxygenase activity; NADP binding
Source: RefSeq, a predicted model, not a curated record